Aureobasidium vineae is the source of this 1082-nucleotide messenger RNA. The record is from the annotation of a GenBank genome assembly. NCBI's taxonomy places the organism in Eukaryota, Fungi, Ascomycota, Dothideomycetes, Dothideales, Saccotheciaceae.
GGUUCCUCGUAAACAUGCCUCAGGAUGCUCGUGCGCUGGUUGUGAGGGACCUCGGNGGACCCUUUACCUUUGAAGAUGUGCUCGUUGACGAUAUACAGUCCGAUGAGGCUCUAGUCAAGAUCGAAGCGUCGGGCAUCUGUCGUACAGAUUUGCACUGUGCGGCUGGACAUCGUCCGGUGCAAGCGCCCGCCGUCUUUGGCCAUGAANNGACAGGCGCGGGAACAGUCCUCAAAGUAGGCGAACAUGUUACAGGAGUCAAACCUGGCGAUAAAGUGUUGCUUAGCUAUUCCAUCUGCGGCAGCUGCAAACAAUGCACCUCUGGCCAUCGAGCAUACUGCGAAAAGAUGCUCGCGCUCAAUUUCGGCGGCAAGCGCGAGGAUGGCUCGAGGGCAUUGACGCUAAAGUCCGACGGAAACCCACUGUUUAGCAGUUUCUUUGGGCAAAGCUCAUUUUCCAGUGUUGCUGUUGUUCACGGAAGCAGUCUGGUCAAAGUUCCUGAAGAUACACCUUUGGGGUUAUUUGCAUCGCUGGGGUGUAGUAUGCAGACGGGCAUUGGUGCCAUCUUCAAUACACUCGAUGUGCAGCAAGGGUCCACUGUAGCUGUGUUUGGCACAGGUUCUUUGGGCUUAUAUGCCAUUAUGGCAUGCAAGCUACGACAAGCAAGAGAGAUCAUCGCGAUUGACAUUCUGCCCUCGCGUCUCCAUUUAGCGACAGACCUGGGGGCAACGGCCACAAUCAACACUUCAGAAGAAGGCGAUGUCGCGCAACAAAUCCGCGAUAUCUGUAAGGCAAACGGGGUUGAUCGCGCACUCGACUGCUCGGGUGUUGCACCCAUUAUCGAAACAAUGGUUGACUCGCUGGGCACCAGGGGCAAAGCGUGCUCGGUGGGUUCAAAUUUGCCCGGCACGCGUGUCAGCAUAGAUGUGCACAAGCAUUUCGUCCUGGGCAGAGAGUAUGUCGGCUGUCAUCAGGGAGAUUCGGAUCCGCAUGAGAAGGUCACGACUUUUUAUGACGUGCAUGACUUUCGGCGCGCUUUUGAGGAUGUCGAGUCAGGUAAGACUGUCAAGGCUGUUCUGACUUGG